Messenger RNA from Melampsora larici-populina 98AG31, 954 nucleotides. RefSeq lists its product as uncharacterized. Lineage: Eukaryota; Fungi; Basidiomycota; Pucciniomycetes; Pucciniales; Melampsoraceae. Bases 1 to 954 code for a protein of 317 amino acids. The transcript has 5 exons. The record is from RefSeq and is a predicted model, not a curated record.
AUGUCCCAACAAAUGAAGAAGAAUGACAACCGUAUCCCAUCCCACCCCAUCCGAGUUGGUUUUUUGGGCGAAGCGGGUACCCAGGCGUUGACCAAAAUGAACGGCAGCAAAGGUUUUAUUUCACAUCACGCAUCCAUCACCACAUCCGGAAUGAAUGGCGGAGCACCCUUCGAAAAUCCCAUCCAAAUCACGUCUUAUGGAUCUCAGUCUGACACCUUAGCUUCUAAGAACGUUUACUCGAUGAAUUGCAAACUCAUCGGUACCAACGACAGCAAUGACGACCAGCUUCACUUUGAGAACGCCAAUCGUGUAAAUCUUGGAUCAGUUGACAAGUUUGGCAACUUUUUUGUUGGAGAGCUGAUUGACAAGAUAACCAUGUCAGCGUUAGGAAUCGUGGUCGCUCGAGAAAUGAUCACCGAUUCUGCUUUCAAAGGCAAAAGCACGGUUGUUGUAACUCUCAAGUCGACUGACUAUGAUCCAAUUACAAAAGGCCCGGUUAGUUGGCAUACCAAGCAUUACAUCCCGCCUGUGCGCAACAUGGAAAAGGCUCAAAGUCUUUGUCAGCUUGGUUGCGAAGUCCUCCUCACCGGCCAAAUUAAGGACUACAAUUCCAACCUUUUUAUGUGGGAAAACGAAGUGCAUGCUAUCAGCAUUUGUCACGGUGAAAUAUCGUUACCUACAGUUCCCUCAUCUCGAGGUACCGGGGGCCCCAGUGGUGGUCGAGUUCCGCUGUCGCUUAAUCGAAAUGGAGCCAGCAGCGUUGCCAGCACCUCCUCCCAAAGGCUCGACCCGCCGUCCUCGCAAAGCGUUAGCUCGGAUAAUCGUGAUCCACUGUAUUCAUCGUUAUUUGGUGGAGUUGAGGAGCCACAAGAUGACGAAGCCUCUGCCAGCGAGUGCGACACUCCUCUGGUUGAGAUAAGCAAAUCUGCCGGCAAACGAGCCAGACGGGGAUAG